This is a messenger RNA of Nelumbo nucifera (sacred lotus), 381 nucleotides long. The record is from RefSeq and is a predicted model, not a curated record. NCBI's taxonomy places the organism in Eukaryota, Viridiplantae, Streptophyta, Magnoliopsida, Proteales, Nelumbonaceae.
GCCGCCAACUCUCCUAGGACCAGAAUGAUUAUCCCUGCCCGAUGGGUCUACAUCCAUCCCUGAAUGUCGUCGGGUACUGUUAACUUCCCCGCCAUUCUUGUAACCGUCACCUGUAAUCUACGCAGGUGUGUUCGCACCCCCUUGAGUGGAUGAGAAAGAAAGGAUUUCUCGGAGCAACCCCCCAGGUUCCAGACCCAGGAGUCAACUUUCCCGUAUGAGCAUUCGAUAGGUCGUCUGAGGGUUCGCCGCGGUUCAUUGCUGUGCUUACACACUAGGCUACCCUUCUCCGAAAGCUCCGCGGGACCACCUACCACUAGUCUUCGGCCAAUGGUUCUUGAAAAUCUCUUUCAUUUUGAAAAUUUGAAAGAGAAUAAUGGGUAA